Malaya genurostris is the source of this 988-nucleotide messenger RNA. RefSeq lists its product as uncharacterized. The coding region runs from base 86 to 988 and encodes 300 amino acids. The record is from RefSeq and is a predicted model, not a curated record. NCBI's taxonomy places the organism in Eukaryota, Metazoa, Arthropoda, Insecta, Diptera, Culicidae. Gene Ontology annotation, molecular function: protein binding. The transcript has 3 exons.
GGACUGUAUUUUGCGUAUUUUCGACGCGUUCUGUUAAUCGUUGGGUUUCGUUCGAGUACUCUGAAGAAUAUUCACAACAAUCAACAUGCCGACGACCAUAGAAGAUUUACCUGACGAAAUGCUGGUGGAAAUUUUCUCAUUUUUGGAAUUUGAAGAUUGCCUUGCCGCAACAACUGUUUGCCGGCUCUGGUCCGGAUUGGCUCUACGUUGGAAUGAGCUACGAGUGGAUCUGGAAUACAAUGUGGAAAACAAAAGCUUUCGCACUCUGUUAGCUAGUUCGAGACCAUACCGACACUUUUCCUUUGAUUGUAGCUGCCCUUGUGUAGAUUGGGAUGAGCCGGCUCAAAUUUUGGCUAAAUUUUCGUCAACGAUUGAAAUUUUGGAGAUUUCUACCAAUAAUUCAAACAAGGAAUUUCCUGAGUUUCUAGCAAAAAUGACAACUUUGUGUACAAAUCUGAAGCGUCUUGCAAUUGAGUGGAACGAAUCAGAGCCAUCUGGACUCGAAAUUAGUUUUCAACCACUGAAUGAUUUGAGCGAUUUGUAUUUGAGUCUCUGCGAUGAAAGCUUAUUAGAAAUUGACUUCCGGAAAGUGACACCGAAUAUAACAAACUUGCACUUAAGAACCGAUCUCAAUUUCAAGCGAGCUCAUCAAAUUCUGCAGCAUUUUAGCCCUCGAUUGAAAGAGUUGAAGGUUUCGUUUUAUGACGAGGAUCGAUUUAAAACUGUUUGUGAAAUGAAUUUCCCUCUGUUGAAAAAGUUGCAUUUUUUGCACUGUAGUUCCGGUCAAGAUCAUGAUUGGUCGCUCAAUUUGUUCUCGAAGUUUUUCCGGCGAUGUGCCAAUUUGGAAGACGUUACCCUUCGAAUAUGUACCAACAUGAAGGUGCUAGAAAGCAUAGCACAGUUUUGUUGUAAUCUGCAGAGCCUUUGCUUUGACAUUCCCGAGUUACCCGAAGACUUUUUCCGGUGCCUUAGUGAAAUGCUGCCUUAG